UUUUUGCUCCCUUGUAUUUUUACUAUAAAAACAUUGUGUUUUGUAUUAAAUAUUUUGUGUUUUUGUAUUUUAGUUUUUCUUUUAAAGUGUAUUUUUGCCUAUGUAUUUUACUUGUGUUUUUCCAAGUUUAUUUUUCUUUCUUUGUUUUUAGAUAAUACUACCUAUUUCUCUCUAAACAAUUAUCAAAACAAUGGGUAAUGGUCAUUCUCAAAAUUAUGGAUAUUAUGGACAGCCCUAUGGUCCUUAUGGUCAUACUCCUCAUGCUCAAUUUUAUGGACCUGAUCCACAACAAGUGCAUUGCCCAAAAUGUAAACAAACUACAACAAGUGAACUUAAAUUUGUUUUUGGUGUGUGUACAUGGUUCUACUUAAUUUUUCAUCUUGUCUUUGUAAUUUUAACUGUUGUGGCUAUCGUCAAAAAAUGUUUUAUUGCAAAACAUGAUGACUGUGUUAAACUUUUUUUAGUCUUAGGCGGUCUACUACUCCUUUGGCCUCUUAUCUUCUGUAAUUGUUGUAGUGAUGCUAAACAUUAUUGUGGUGUUUGUGAUACUUAUAUUGGCAGAUAUGAACGUUUCGGUGGAAGGCCUGUAGUUGUAUUACCACCAGAAUGUCAUAAACAUCAAAUAGAGCACCAAAAGGAUGAUAAGUAGAAAAAUGAAGAAUAAUAUUAGUGUAUAAAAAUAAUGUUGUCUUGAUGUAAAUUUAUAUUUGUGUUUUCCGGAAAUGUUUAAAAAGUUUAAUUCUGAAAAAUCAGAAUUUUUAUAA
Molecule: messenger RNA, 764 nt
Organism: Meloidogyne enterolobii
Lineage: Eukaryota; Metazoa; Nematoda; Chromadorea; Rhabditida; Meloidogynidae
Source: the annotation of a GenBank genome assembly